AACCAAUCAAAACUCACUAUCCAGAGCUGCUGGGAAUUUAAAACAGCGUUUCGUACUAGUAGCAAAACAUUCAACCACAAAAGGACCCCAAAUUGAACAUCGACAUAAAAUGGAGCUGUUUGACAACGAGGUAUUUAAAAUGUUCUUUUACGAGAAUAGGCUGAAGACGUUCGAGGGGUGGCCGUUCGACGAAGACUGUGCUUGCACACCGGAAAACAUGGCAAAGGCGGGCUUCAUUCAUACUCCUUCAGACAACAGCCCAGACAUUGCUAUGUGUUUUUCUUGCCAUAAAGAAUUGGAAGGGUGGGAGCCCGACGAUGACCCAGAAAAGGAGCACAAGUCCCAUUCACCUUCCUGCUACUUCAUUAACCUGAAAAAGAACGUGGAGGAUAUGACGAUGGAAGAGUUUUUGAAGUUGCUGAAAGAGAAAGAGGAUUUCAUACUUAACAAAAACAUGGAGGACACCAUCAACAAGUUUAAGGAGGCAGCCAAGGUCAAAAGAGACGAAAUAGUCAAGUCGGCAAUGGGCGAAGAGUAGCGUUGUAUUUCUUUUGUGUUUUUGUAAAUAUCCGCAUUAUUGUUCAUUAAACGUUUUUAUUUCUUGA
Corythoichthys intestinalis (scribbled pipefish) is the source of this 605-nucleotide messenger RNA. It is a transcript of the gene birc5a, whose product is annotated as baculoviral IAP repeat containing 5a. The transcript is spliced from 4 exons. The coding region runs from base 110 to 538 and encodes 142 amino acids. Lineage: Eukaryota; Metazoa; Chordata; Actinopteri; Syngnathiformes; Syngnathidae. The record is from RefSeq and is a predicted model, not a curated record.